Molecule: messenger RNA, 2769 nt
Organism: Kockovaella imperatae
Lineage: Eukaryota; Fungi; Basidiomycota; Tremellomycetes; Tremellales; Cuniculitremaceae
Exons: 7
Coding region: 217-2712 (831 amino acids)
Biological process (GO): resolution of meiotic recombination intermediates; DNA catabolic process; double-strand break repair via break-induced replication
Cellular component (GO): Holliday junction resolvase complex; nucleus
Molecular function (GO): DNA binding; 3'-flap endonuclease activity; crossover junction DNA endonuclease activity
Source: RefSeq, a predicted model, not a curated record
CAAUUCAACAGCCCAUCAACCCUCUGGCCAUCUUGACCUCGACUGCAAGCUUAGAUCUCCUCGGCCGCUUUGCACAAACCUAUGAUGAUGUUGAGAUAGCGAUCUCCGUGGAAGCCUCCUGAUUUUCCCUGAUUUCCCAUGUCUAUUUCAUAGCCCGUCCAGACGACCACCCAGGUUUACCUUAUCAACAAAUGUCACUUUAGCAUAUUGGUCAUAAUGCCAAGGGAGAGAGCUCAAUGCGGGAACCCCUUAUUUCUGAGCUGGAUCGAGGAGCUCCGAGACGCCGCUCGAGACAAGGGCACCAAAGCUGCUGAAUCGUAUGGCAAAGCAGCUCGAUCCGUUUCGUCAUGUCCCACUCCAUUCACAAGGCCCAGGGAUUUGAUCGUCUUGCAAGGAGUCGGACCUAAGAUUGUACAUAUCUUGGAAGGCAAAUGGCGAACCUACUGCGAGGAAAAUGGGCUUCCAGCUCCUGGGACCCCAGAGAAAUCUAAAGGCAAGCAGAAGGCAGUACAGGGGGAUGUCGACUCAGACUCUGAGCAAGAUACGGACGCUGUGCCACCUCCAAAGAAACGCAAGGCGUCCAAACCAAAGGUCUACAUUCCCGCGAAAGGCUCAGGAGGAUAUGGCCUUCUGCUCGGUCUGGUCCUCGCUAUUGAUCGACCCGAGAUCAACACGCAGGUGUUCUUGACCAAAGGAGAAUUGAUCAGGAUAUCUCAGCCGUACAGUGACUCAAGCUAUGAGCACAGUGAAAAGGGGACAUAUUUCACCGCUUGGAGCAGUAUGAAGACUCUGAUUGGGAAGGGCUAUGUCUAUGUCACCGGGAAUCCUCACAAGUAUUGUUUGACUCCAGAGGGAUACCAAGUUGCAGUGUCCAUCCGAGCUUUGCUCCCUGAAUUCCAGCAUCUUCCGCGACUUCCAUGGCUUGAUGAAUCCAUUGAUCCUCUCACCGUCGGAACGGAGUCAACACCACAGGCUCGUGUGCCUAGCGUCACGCUUCCACCGAGUCCCCCGGCUACCGUCUCAGACGCGAGUCUACCUCGGGAAUCGACGAACAGGGCCAGCGUUUCACGUGUAAGCGUGAAUAAGAAUGAAAGAUUCGGAUUUUGGUACAUUGACUCUGCUGGGCAUCGCGUUGAUUCCCUCGAUCAGGCUACUGGUCGCUUGGAUCCUGAGCAGUUUGUGACGUUGAAGAAGGUCGAGUUUAUGGCUUCUCAACUCGGCCAUCGAUUCGUUUCACACCUCCGUCUCGUCGAUACAUCGCCUCGUACAACGAAUCCGUCCUCCGGCGAGGAGACUGUAUUUGCUUACAUCAAGGAGGACGAUGCUCCGCCAAAAUGCAGUCGGUUUUAUGAAGAGGCGACAAGCACCUCGAUUCCAGCGUCAAGGAGCGGGAGGAAGGAACACUCAACCAUCUCCGACGAUGAUGAUGAUGAUGACUGGGUCCGCCCCGUCUCGGGUACGAUGCCGCCCUCUCCUCGACCGCCAAAGGCGUCAUUCACGAAAACCAUUUCAGCCCCAGUUGUUUUGGACCAGGAAUCCAGUCGUGCACCGUUUCCCAUGGUGUCCGACAACAGUCUUCUCAGGUCUGCCUCGACUGCAUCUGUCGCCGGUCCCAGCAAGGCUCGGCCUCAACCGAGACUUUCCUCUCAUAUUCCCGUCAGCAACCCUUUGAUCGAAGAAUCAGAUUCGAUUGCUCCCGUCAAUUUGCCUUCUUUCACUCCCGCAGACGCUAUCAUCUUCCCCGCAGGUACAUACGAUGUCAUCUUGAUCCUGGAUACCCGUGAAGUCGAAUCUAAGACAAAUCGAGAUAAGAUCGGCGAGAAGCUUCUCGAUAAGGGUGUCAAUGUAGAGACGCGAGCCUUGAGGCUGGGCGAUAUGUGUUGGAUCGCCCGGCGUCGCGAUGGUGUGGGAGGUGAAGAGGACGAAUGUGUGCUUGAUUACGUGGUGGAGCGAAAGCGGCUCGACGACUUGUGUCACAGUAUCAAGGAUGGUCGAUAUAAUGAACAAUGUUUUCGUCUGGCAAAUUCUUGUAUCAAUCACGUCUUUUACAUUGUCGAGGACUGGAAUACGUCUCACAAUAUGGAGUUCAGCGGACUGCAGAUCAUGACUGCAAAAUCUCAGAUUCAAGUCCACAAUCAAUUUUUGCUCCAGGAGACCAACCGAUUGUCCGAAACCAUCGACUUCUUGACCACUAUGACGCGCAUCAUCAUCUCGUCCCACAAGAACAAAGACCUUCACAUUAUUCCCACUCGCUUCUUGUCUAGAUCAUCCUACCGAGAUUUCAAAAAGAGCCUCAGUGUCAACUAUCCUGCCCAGACCUUUCUGACCAGCUGGCAAGGGUAUCAAGACCUCAACGACAAGAAUGCCAGUCGAACUCUCAAGGAGACAUUUGCGAGAAUGUUGAUGUGUAUCAAAGGGAUGAGCGCGGAAAAAGUGUCUGCCAUCCUGGACGUAUACGAAACGCCCAGAGCAAUGUGGGAAGCCCUACGAGCACGACAAGAAGAAGAGAAGGUGUAUCUGGAUAGCGUGACAGCGGGUUCGGUCGCGAGUGCGACAGGAAAGAGUAAGGCCAAAGCUCGACGUGGUCCCGAGCUUUUCUUUGCGGACAAAUUGUCUGGCGAAGGCAGACGCAAGAUUGGCGAUGCGUUGAGCAGGGAUGUUUACCGAGCAAUUAUGGGCAGUGGCGGAGGCGGUGAUGAGUCUGUAGCAUAGUUUUGAGGGCAAAUUUACGUGGGAUACAUCGGAAGCUUGGGCUCUGUCACACAGUCA